Molecule: messenger RNA, 676 nt
Organism: Homo sapiens (human)
Lineage: Eukaryota; Metazoa; Chordata; Mammalia; Primates; Hominidae
Gene: RPL41
Product: ribosomal protein L41
Exons: 3
Coding region: 156-233 (25 amino acids)
Biological process (GO): translation
Cellular component (GO): cytoplasm; ribosome
Molecular function (GO): structural constituent of ribosome
Source: RefSeq, marked reviewed
CUCUCGGCCUUAGCGCCAUUUUUUUGGGUGAGUGUUUUUUGGUUCCUGCGUUGGGAUUCCGUGUACAAUCCAUAGACAUCUGACCUCGGCACUUAGCAUCAUCACAGCAAACUAACUGUAGCCUUUCUCUCUUUCCCUGUAGAAACCUCUGCGCCAUGAGAGCCAAGUGGAGGAAGAAGCGAAUGCGCAGGCUGAAGCGCAAAAGAAGAAAGAUGAGGCAGAGGUCCAAGUAAACCGCUAGCUUGUUGCACCGUGGAGGCCACAGGAGCAGAAACAUGGAAUGCCAGACGCUGGGGAUGCUGGUACAAGUUGUGGGACUGCAUGCUACUGUCUAGAGCUUGUCUCAAUGGAUCUAGAACUUCAUCGCCCUCUGAUCGCCGAUCACCUCUGAGACCCACCUUGCUCAUAAACAAAAUGCCCAUGUUGGUCCUCUGCCCUGGACCUGUGACAUUCUGGACUAUUUCUGUGUUUAUUUGUGGCCGAGUGUAACAACCAUAUAAUAAAUCACCUCUUCCGCUGUUUUAGCUGAAGAAUUAAAUCAUCUUGUCUAUUAUGUUUUUUAUGGUUCCAUCGGGUGGGGGUUUUCUGUCAUUAGAGUUUGCCCUGUCACUACCUGUGCUAUGGAGGGUAUCAAAGCUAUAAAGGCAACAGCCCGGGUUACGUGGUGUGGUUUGCA